AUGAUUCCCCUGCUCAUUCAUGAGAACUACCUAGCCGCCAUAUCCCACGGGGUGCAGCAGCGGGGGGGCCCCCCGGGGACCCCCCCCAAGUUGACCCCGGGGGGCCCCCGGGGGCCCCCCAAGGAAGCCAGCAAGGGGGGCCCCCCGGGGGGCCCCCAUGGGGGCCCCCAGGGGGGCCCCUCUGCUGAGCUGGAGGGCCUCACGAGUUGUGCACGAGCUGCUCGUGCACUUUGCCAAGCCGACGUCGCCAACGCAAUUUUGCGCUCCGUAAGCAGCAGCUUUGCAUGCAUGCAUGCAUGCAUGCAUGCAUGCAUGCAUGCAUGCAUGCAUCCAUACAUGCCAUACAUGCACUCAUGCAUGCAUGCAUGCAUUCAUGCAUGCAUGCAUGCGCAUGCAUGCACAUGCAUGCGCGUGCAUGCGCGUUUGUGGGGCGGCGCCGGGUGUACGUACACCGCACGCGCCUUGGGGGCUGGGGUGUACGUACACCUGAGCGCUGAGACUGUGUGGGGCCCCGCAGGCUCAAGACUGGUCCCUUCUUCCCACCUUGGGGGCCUUUUGCUGCGUCGAAGUUCCUGCUGCAGUCAGUCUAAUCCAAACCAACACUUUGCUGCUGCUCCUCUGGGGGCCCCGGGGCCCCCAGCAGCACUUUGCUGCUGCUCCUCUGGGGGCCCCGGGGGCCCCCAGCAGCACCUUGCUGCUGCUCCCCUGGGGGCCCAGGGGCCCCCAGCAGCACUUUGCUGCUGCUUCGCGGGGGGCCCCAGGGGCCCCCUGGCCUUUGGGGGCUCCUGGGGGCCCCGGGGGCCCCCACCUGCCUAG
Molecule: messenger RNA, 816 nt
Organism: Eimeria necatrix
Lineage: Eukaryota; Apicomplexa; Conoidasida; Eucoccidiorida; Eimeriidae
Product: methyltransferase domain-containing protein, putative
Exons: 2
Coding region: 1-816 (271 amino acids)
Source: RefSeq, a predicted model, not a curated record